ACCAGAAUAUUUAAUUGGAACUUCAUUAAAAACCCAUAUAGCAGAUUUAGAAAGUAUCAUUUCGAAUGAAGAGUUUUCCACUACCCUAAAGAAAGAAGACAAAGUUAGACCUAUUUGGAUCCUUUUUAUUAAUGGUAGACCUGAUGAGAACCCAAAACAUAUGAAAAAUAUUAUUUAA
Messenger RNA from Funneliformis mosseae, 178 nucleotides. The record is from the annotation of a GenBank genome assembly. NCBI's taxonomy places the organism in Eukaryota, Fungi, Glomeromycota, Glomeromycetes, Glomerales, Glomeraceae.